CUACACACUGCACCUUUAAAACAACAGUCAAGUGCCUAAAUAACGUUACAAUACUUGCGUAAACGCACUAAGUUACAUUCCGCCGCCGGUUUUGUGCUUAUACAAAACAUUGUUUGGAAAUGUUUUGCCUUUUUUUCCGCCUUAACACUCCUCGCGAUGUCAGGUGCAGGACGUGGGAUUUCUUGAACCCGGAAAAUAACGUCAGAGUGGGAGCUCUUCCUCUGCACACUAUCUCUGUCAUCCGUGGUGACGUCUCCCCCUCCAACCGGUCAGUGUGCUGUGUUAGUAGCUGGUAGGCAGCUAACUGCUAGCUGAGCUACCUCCUCCGCCUCUGAAGGCAGGCUGAACGGAUCCGUGAAUGAACCCCCGCACCUCAAUGCAUCUCCUGUGGCCGCGAUGGCAGCGACAGAAACGACGGCGGCAGCUAGCCCCCUCUCUCGCCACUACAGGAGGAUGCUGAAGCUGUUCGGUGCUCUGGUUAUCCUCGGACUGGCCCUGGCGUGCAUCACCUCCUGGGUGCUGGACAGCUAUGACACGGCUUGGCACCCUAAACGGAGCGUUCAGCACCCGACUGUCGGUGAUGGAGAUGGAUCCAAGGGGAGUUCUCCACCAUUUCCCGGCGGCGAGUUGAACAACAUAUUCUGGUUUAUACAGGUGUCUGACAUUCAUAUUAGCCGCUUUCAUGAUCCAAGACGCAUUCCAGAUUUUGAAAAGUUCUGCACUGACACCAUUGAAGUCAUGAAACCAGCUCUGGUGCUCGCAACAGGGGAUCUGACGGAUGCAAAAACAGAGAGUAAGGUGGGUUCUCUGCAGCACGAGGUGGAGUGGCAGGCCUACCACAACGUCCUGAAGAGGUCACGUGUGAUGGAGCGCACUAGGUGGAUUGACAUCCGUGGAAAUCAUGAUGCCUUCAACAUAAUGUCAUUGGACAGCAUCAACAAUUAUUACCGGAAAUACUCGGCUAAUCAGAAAGUAGGCUCCUUCCACUAUGUACACAAAACUCCCUUUGGAAACUACUCCUUCGUCUGCGCGGAUGCCACUCUGACACCAGGACCCAAGAGGCCGUACAAUUUCUUUGGUAUUCUCAAUCAGACUCAAAUGGACUUGCUGGACACGUUCAGAGCUGAGAGUCUGAAAAGCAACCAGUCGAUCUGGUUCGGCCACUACACCACCUCCACUGUCGUGUCCCCUUCUCCGGGAGUUCGGGAGAUGAUGAGAUCUGCUGUUGCUUAUCUGUGUGGUCACCUGCACACACUGGGCGGCCUGAUGCCAGUCCUCCACAGUCGACAUCCCCAAGGUACCCUAGAGCUGGAGCUGGGCGACUGGAUGGACAACCGCAGGUACAGAGUUCUGGCCUUUGACCAUGACCUGCUGAGUUUCUCUGACCUGAAGUUUGAGCAGUGGCCUGCAGUGCUCAUCACCAACCCCAAGGAUGCCCAGUACCUGCAUCCUGGAGUGGAGCCUCUGGGCCGGAUACGGAGAUCCACACACAUCAGGAUCUUGGCCUUCUCAGAGGCCCAAAUCACAGCGGUGCAUGUGAGUGUAGAUGGGGAACCUUUGGGGAAAGGCCUCUCUGCCGGAGGCCCCCUCUAUGUGCUGCUGUGGGAUCCGUCUCUCUACCUCACUGGGCUGCACACAAUCAGAGUUAAAGUGGAGGACUCGGCAGGCCGGUCAUCAGUACGGGAGCAGCACUUUACUCUGGAGGAUGACCUGACUCCCAGCUUUGGUUUUGCGCAGUCCUUCAUCCUCCUCACAGACCACUAUAUCUUGGGCCGAGUGGCCUUUAUCUUUAUGAUGCUGCUGAAUGUCGGUGUGCUGCUGGCCUUCAGGUUCCUGCGGGUUCCUUCUGGCAGAGGAUUGUCCUCCCAGGCAUGUAUGUCACUCCACCUGGUCAGUAAAAUGGACACCUUCUACUACUCUCUGCUGCUGUUCAACCUGUGUACAGCCUUAGGUCCAUGGUUUAUAGGAGAGCUGAUAGAUGGCCACAGUGGUGCCUGCUUCGCCUUCGGGGUCUUCAUUGAUGGACACUUCCUGGAGGGCAGUCUCACUUACGUUGUCGGAGUCGUUCAACUGCUGUUCUUCAACAUGCCGCUCACCUCUUACCUCUGCUGGAGCCUCCAACACCGUUGCCGCGGCAACACCUUCCGAUCCCACUUCCUGCGGCCAGGCUGCCGCUGGCGGACUCUAGCGGUUCACUUCUUCAUGCUGCUGCUGCUCACCUGGCAGGCCCACUCCUGCUACUUUCUCCUGGAGACCUACGGCCCCAUGGCCUUUUUCCUGUCUCCGGUCCGCACGUGGGCAUUAGGGCUCAGUCUGCUAUUGGUCUACCGCGCCUGGACAGGCCCUGCCCCUCUUGUUCGUGACAACAGCAAGGGCGUCUCUCCCUCUUGACAGUAAUUGCACUGUACCACCACAAUUUCCUUGAGCCUGACUCACAGAUACAUUUUGUGGUCUCUAUCCACCCUGAAAGCCUCAAUUUUCUCCACACAGCAGCCCCCUCCUUCAUUUCUCUUCUCCCUCCAAAGCCACCUCACAGUACAUCAUUCACUAUCCUGUUUCUAGAUAGUAUUGUUUACUUAAUAUGCAUGUUAUUGUAAAGCACCGGUGAGCACAUUUCUGGCCAUAUUCAUUGCAAUGUGUACAGUGUAAAAAAAAAGACGAAAAAAAACACAUACAUGGAGGGUGAAAUAGCCUAUAUGAGCUAUGUGAAGACUAGUCCAACGUAUGCUGCAGUUGACAGUAUAUAAGAGCUGUAUUCUGCUGUGGUUUAAGCUGACUUGUUUACUUGAGCUUUAGCACUUUUUGGAAGUGUUGCCUUGGCCGAAUGCCACUUCACCACUGCCAAAGGAUGAAUAAGAGAGAUUUAACCUUUCAUUCUUCCAUCUGAAAACCAUUUUCAUUCACUAAUGAAGGCUGGAUGUGCCAAACCAAUCCUCGUGUUUACCUUCUGACACACAAAUCAUGUGGAUAAGAAAGGUGUUGCGCCUCAUUUUGUAUACUAUAAGCUUUUCCUAACUUCCCAUGUCGGACAGAGCGCGGUAGUUACUCUGAUGAAGAUGACAUAGGUGAGGCAACCUAGACGAUCAUAAUUUCAAAGUUUUGUUCUACACAAUCACAGGAAAUCAAAGGAAGGAAAUUACAAAACAAUGAAGUAAUGUAGUUGAUCUGUGUACAAGUAGUUAUUGAUUGAAAGUGUUUUUAAAUCAACUUAAUUCCACUGCAAACAACUGCCACUAAACACUUCUCAAUAUUCGCAUUAGAAGAGUCAUAUCAAAAGUUAAACGCCAGUUUUCACCAAAACAGAGAAGCCGGCCUGACUUCUCAUGCUCCUUAAAAACGUGAUUACAGAAAGCAGCUGUUUGUUUCUCAGGAAUGUGAGCACUCGAACAAUAGGCUGGUCCCAGAAGUAUUUCAGGACAAUGUUUUUAUACUCCAUCGUAGCUCAGUGAACUAAAACCAUGUAAAACAAUCGACGUGUGGUGGCUUAAAAAAACAAAACAAAAAUGAAUGUGUUAUAGCUGUGGUGAAAUGAGAUGAACCAGUACUAUGCUGUUUUUAUUUAUUCAUUCUGAUUGUAUUGUGUGAUUAAUUUCUUUUUCUUCCCUCUCAUGUUAUAUAUCUGCACUGGAAAUGGGCAUUCUUCACCCGAGGAGGCCAGUCCUACCUCAUGGUGAGUGUGAUUAGGAAGAUUAUAAGAGCAUUCCCUGCGUUGGAACUUUUGACAAUUUGCGUGUGAAAACAUGUUUUGUCUAUAUUGUUAAAAAUUGUUAAGUUCUUUUUUGUGACAGUGUGGGAGCAGUAAACUGUGUAUGUUGCACGUCAGUCCUUUCUAGUCAGUAGUAGCAGGUGCCUGGAUUCCACAAGAGCAAACUGAUCUAAAAAAGUACGUAAAUAGGGUGAAGACCACUUUUAUAAAGUCUUUUAAUAGAAGCAAUGUUCCAAAGGAGUUGGAUCCAAGAAUUUUUAUUUUUUUUUAAACCAUACCCAGCAUGAGUGCAGAAUAAUUGCUCAGUGCUGUGAUAAGACUAGCAGUUUAAUAUUAGAACAACUCCAAGACACUGAGAAAAUCUAAUUAUGUGUUCUCUUGCUGGCAAUGGUUUAAUAACUUUUCCUCUCUGCUCAGAAAAGUCUUUUUCAUUUGUACAAGAGCACUACCAAGUGUAUAAUUCCAGUGUAAAGGCUGAGCAAAAGCUGAACAGUUCUUCUCUAACGAUGCUCAGGACCUCUCACAUGCUAUAUAAUCUGUCCACAAGGAGGCAGUAUUGAAUGGAUUUGGAGGGUUAAUGGGAAAUGACUGUUGCAUCUGUGCUAUGAGCCUUUUAUUUCACUUCCACUUAAUUAAAGCAUGGUACUGUUAUGUUUUGUUUUUUUUGUUUAUUUUUCAGAAAAGCACCAAAACAAUGUCUUGAAGAGACAGGUUUGAUAGUUUAAUUGAUACUCACUGAUCAUGGUUACUAUGAAUCUGGUUGUGAUUGUUCUGUACUGUACACUGAUUUGACUGUUCACAAGGAAAACAGACAUCGACUCCACCGCUACAUCUCUGAGAGAACAUACUGUGGGUGAUGUACCUGCUGUUCACUUGACUUAUUCUGCAUCCCCCUCCUAUGUUCAAACACUUAAAUAUAUAUAUAUAUAUGAAUUACUAGAUGAUGAUUUUACACCUGCCACAUAUUUUUUUCUUGUUACAACUGAAAUUAGAGCCAACCACAUUUUUUUUAAUUAUUGGUUUAUAGUGCUGUGGAAUAAAAUGUUCAUUACAGUAAAUCA
This is a messenger RNA of Thunnus maccoyii (southern bluefin tuna), 4767 nucleotides long. RefSeq names its product transmembrane protein 62 (gene tmem62). Lineage: Eukaryota; Metazoa; Chordata; Actinopteri; Scombriformes; Scombridae. The transcript is spliced from 14 exons. The record is from RefSeq and is a predicted model, not a curated record. Bases 397 to 2391 code for a protein of 664 amino acids. Gene Ontology annotation, molecular function: hydrolase activity.